AUGGAUGCUUUCGAUUUGGACGUUUUGAUUUCUGUGAAUCAACAGUAAGUGCUUUUCCAUUGUUCCAUUGCAAUGAGUAUUAUUCUAUUAGAUGAAUGGCUUGAUGGUGACGGUGGCGUAGAUGGAAUUGUCAUUGAUCUGUAGGUGAAAUUAAAUUAAAUAUGUAGGAAAUAUGUAGCAGAAAAGCCGUCGCGUCCUAUCCUUUUUGCUAUGAAAUAACACGAAUAUUAAAUUAUUUAAAUUACAAAAUCGAGGACUUAAUAAAUUUGACGAAAUGAAAGAUUACCUUGCCAGUUGAGAGAAAUGAUUAUUAGAUGCAAAUAUAGUCAUAUCUAUUAAUAUUUUCAAUUGUCAUUUACUUUGCAAUAUCUUGUACUAUAACGCCACAUGAUAAUAUUAAUAAAAUGUUUUCUACAAGUAUUCAAAUAUGUUUGUGCUAUUAUGAAUUUUUAUGAGAUUGCUAUAUCCUCAUAUGUUGAACGGAUAAAUUACAACAGAAUAAACGAAAUGGAAUGUUUGAUCAAUAUAUCAUAAGGAGAGAAAAAGAAAAACAAACCUCGUUGAUCAUGAGCAUUCGAUAAAGAACUCGAUAAAAAACUCAAGGUAAAUCCUUGUCAUGGAUACGACAGCUAUGACUGGCAAAGGAACACAUCGUUUCAUGACGUUUAAUUGAUCUCUACCCCCCCAACUUGUUCGUUAAAGCGACCGGAAUUCCUGCAGGUCAAUCUAUUCCAACGGUCACUUCAACGAGCAACGAUUAAUGACAGAUUAAGAAAGAAAAACGUCACGUUGUUCUGUCCACGUAACGCAAUCAGUUUCCAUUAGAUGCGCGUCGUCAUAAUUGGAGGAUUUCCCAGUCUUCAUCUAGGGUGAAAUACAUUAGUGGUGAAACAUGUGUAUCCAUGGGUAUCCAUAAAAUCUUUAAACUUUUUUUAAUGAAAAAUAUAGGAAGAAAUAAAUUAUUAUAAAUGUAUGUCAGUAUAUUCUAUUUUUAUAAUAUUGUACAUCUUAUCCAAUGUACUUCUUAGAAUAUUGAUAUUUCUUGAAAGCUAAUUGAUUGCAACAUAAAGUUCAAUAUUUAAUUUAGGUCCUAUAUAACACAAAAAUAUUACAGAAAAUUCAAAGUAUAUCUUUUGAAAUAAAUAUGUGAAAAAUAGCUAUAAUUUAAUUGUAAUAUUUCACGAUAUUAAGUAAUCUAAAUGUCAUUUAUACUUAUAUGGUAUAAAACGUAUUCAGGAUUUACAUGAAUAUUAACAUUGUGCACUUAAGUGAAAUUGAGGACGAAAUGCGGUUGGAGUGCAAUGAUAUUAGUAUUUGUAUAUUCCAUGUAUAGUCACUGCAAAGUUGGGAAAUAUUUGCGGAUCGUUGUCCCACUGUCCUCGUUGAUCACAUUUAUCGAGUACAAAUUCAAAUGAUUUAAGAAUAAAGGAACAAAUUGACGGACGAGAACUCUUUUCCAUUGAGAAUUACGUAUAGUGAUCGUUAGAUAGAGAAAUAAUAGAAAGGAACACCAACGGUGAAAGCAGAUUCUGUUUUCAAUUGGUGAUGUCAUACGUUACCCUCGAGACAAUGAAUACGUUUAAUAAACUAUGUAUCUUAUCCUUGUGGUGUUUUUUAUCAAAAUGAUUCAAGAUAUCAGAUUUCUAUGACAUCGCGAAUAAUGAUAUAAAUAUUGAACAUUGAUAUAAAUAUUUGAUAUGAAACGAUAACGAGAGAAUUUGACUCGGCUGGAAAAUGAUAUUUUCUGGAAUAAAUUAAAUAAAUUAAUUAAUUUGAAUCAUUUCUUUUUUUUGUUUUUGUAAAUAGAUGCUUGCAGUGUUUUUGUUAUUAAUACCAACGCUCUGGGGGGAUGAAACCGAAGCUAGUGUUCUUGUAGCAGACAUGACAAUGUCCAGAAUGGUUGAAUUGAACGCUCACGCACCCUUUUGUGCGUUGUAUACUGAUCGUGGAGUUAUUCAGAGAAUGGUCCUUGGAGCCGAUCCGAAAAAAGUCAGACAAAUGUCAGCAAACCUUGUAACAGACUUGGAGGAAACGUGUAAAGCGUCCCGUGAUAAGGGAAAGAAUCAGCCUGCAGGCGGUGGACUGAUCUAUCCAGGCACAAAAUGGUGUGGGCCAGGCACUUUGGCAAAAUCGUACGACGACCUUGGUCAUCAUUCAGCCGAAGACGCUUGCUGUCGAGAACACGAUCACUGUCCAAUCACAGUAUCGCCUAAGGAAUGCAUUAAUGGUAUAUGUAACAAUUCACCAUUCACACGGUCUCACUGCGACUGCGAUGCCAAGUUCCGCAGAUGUUUGCAGAACCUUAAUUCAGAAGUGGCGAACACCCUCGGUGCUCUUUUCUUCAACGUGAUACAAGUGACUUGCUUCAAGGAAAGGCGUCCCUGUUCGCAAUGGCAGAGGUGGAUUUGGAUGAAUUCGACACAGUACGAGUUUAUUAAUUCGCCAUGGUCUACUAAUUUGUCGCGGGAUUAUUACACCUACAAGAUCCUUCUCUUCAAAACGUUGCUUCAAGCGUUGCGUGACGCUCUCAAGAAGAAACAACUUCUAUCUUCAUGGCUACAUGAUAUGUCCAUCAAAUCUGGGAAGUGGGGAAAGUGGCGGGACAUUGAUAUGUGCUGGAUGUCUCAAUGCAAUAGAUGAAGAUGAAUUCAUACAGGCACUAAAUCAAGAAUGGCACAUUGAUUGUUUUCGGUGUUCAGCAUGUGAUAUUGGUCUGUCCACAUGGUACUUUGAGAAAGAUGGCUUACUUUUCUGUAAGGAUGAUUAUUGGGCUGCCUAUGGUGAAGCUUGUCAAGGUUGUGGCCAAAUCAUUACGGGUCCUGUCAUGUUGGCAGGAGAUCACAAAUUUCACCCAGAAUGCUUUGCCUGUAAUUCUUGUGGAGCCUUUAUUGGCGAUGGAGAGAGUUAUGCAUUGGUCGAGAGAUCCAAAUUGUAUUGUGGAAGUUGUUACAAGAGGCAAAUGCAGCCGAUCAACAGGACAGCUAAUUGUCCCUUCACAAGAAAGCCACACAGCAUUAGAUUGGUUGAAAUACCUCCAAAUACUUCUGAUCCUGAGAAACAGAGGGGAAUUAAAUUAACAUUAGACACAACUCCUAGUCCUCGAAAUUGUGGUGCUUUACUUCGUAUAUCCGAACUGAAUAUGUCCAGUGAUCUCAUAUCUUUGCACAUCGGUGACCGCAUACUCGAAGUAAAUGGUACUCCAGUUAAGGACCAGCCUAUAGAGAACAUUGAAAAUUUAAUACAAUAUUCUGAUACAGUUGUACAGCUGACCAUUGAGCACGAUCCGGACGCAGUGUCUAGAAGACUCACAUAUUCAUCGCCGUCCGCGGCUAUGUUGACAUCGAUUGCCAGUCCAAGAACAAGUCCCGAAAAUAAAGAACGUUUAUUUAAACGCCGGGAUGAAGGUUACAUCAGUGGAACGCGCAGCAGACAAUUGAGAAGGACCAGGGAUCCUCUGCACAAAGAGCGUAGCAGUUCCAUGUCGCGUUUGCUUGAUGGAUCUUCAACUACAAAUCCUACAUGUGACUUAAGCAGGACUAGAUCGUUUCGUGUCGAACCAAAGAAUCAAAGAAUAUUCCGUGCCAGUGAUCUAGUAAAAGGUGAACUGCUGGGUACAGGAUUUUUCGGGCAAGUGUUCAAAGUCACACACAGAGAUACCAAUGAAGUGAUGGUGCUAAAAGAGUUGUACAGAGUAGACGAGGAAGCUCAAAAAAAUUUUUUAAAAGAGGUUGCGGUAUUACGUUCUUUACAUCAUAAUAACGUUCUUCGAUUCAUCGGUGUUCUAUACAAAGACAAAAAGCUUCAUUUAGUCACUGAAUACAUAGCGGGUGGAACUCUAAGAGCUUUGCUUCACGAUACGAAUGAAAUCUUACCUUGGGAGCAACGAACGUUAUUUGCUAAAGAUAUAGCCGCUGGUAUGGCUUACUUACAUUCCAUGAAUAUCAUUCACCGAGACUUGAACUCGCAUAAUUGUCUCGUGCGCGAAGAUAAAACUGUAGUCGUGGCUGAUUUUGGCCUAGCGAGGAUAAUACAGAACGGCAAUUCUCCCCAUAAUCGCAAAUAUAGCAGACAUUCCGAUGGAGAGGCGAAAACAUCGAAGAAAGAGCGAAAGAAAAGGUACACGGUAGUUGGAAAUCCGUAUUGGAUGGCACCUGAAAUGAUGAAGGGUAAUAAGUAUGACGAGAAAGUUGAUAUAUUUAGUUUUGGUAUUGUCGUUUGUGAGAUCAUUGGUCGGGUUCAAGCGGAUCCCGAUUAUUUGCCACGGUCAUCAGAUUUUGGUUUGAAUCAGAACGUAUUCAAGGAGAAAUUUUGUUCCAAUUGUCCAGAGAUGUUCUAUAUGAUUGCCUUUCUUUGCUGCGACCUAAAUCCUGACAAGAGACCACCUUUCGAAGUGAUGCAGUUAUGGCUGAAAGCAUUAGCAAAGCAUUUAUCGGUGGGUGGAGAAUUGCCAUCAGAUUUGGAGUUCGAUAUUAGAAAUUAUACGGGACCGAGUACGAGUACGAGCGAGUCCACGACUCCAGAGACUCUGGCGCCGCAAUUGAAGCCUAUUAAAGAAGGUCAAGUACAUCAGGAGAAAAAACGGUGCAGUGGUUGUGACGACAGCACGCUGGAACGUGAAGAAACUGUGCCUGCUAGUAAUAUCCUUCAAGUGCCUGACGUGAUAAGCCCUCGAGGAAGGUAUGCAAGACAGAACAGUAAAACGAGUGAAUCGUCCGGAAGUUCGGGUCGUUAUUCCAGACAGAACUCGAGGUCCAAGGAAGUAUCUAUUGACAAGCCGGACAUUGUUAUUUCUCCGGACUCUAGUGGAUUUACUGGCUGCUUUCCAAGGCAGAGCGUCAAGUCGAUUGAAUCGCCUACCCACUUUUCCAACGAUAAACAAGAUUCGUACGUGAAGAACGAAGUGGAAUCGAAUUUAAAACGGAUACCCACGAUCGAAAAAAUACGGUACGUGGGCAGAGCGAGUCCGUGCUUUUGUGAGACUUCGAAAUCAUCCGCAGGCUCUUAUUUGAGAAGGACGAAGAUUUCCCCUACGAAAGAGACGCCAAAGAAUGCAUUUUCGCCGCAGAAGAACAGUCAAUCCGAAGCUGGUAUCUCGUUGCGGUCAAAAGUAAGCGUAACGCCGGGAGAAGUUAGCGAGGACGAAUCUGCCAACAACAGGGUAAUCAGACAGGAAAGUAACGUUUCGGAUAUCGGUAGUAUAUUAUCUAGGCAAGGGAGUCUCACAGUAUUAGACUGCACGGCUAAACACAAAGAUAAGAUGUACAAAGAUUAUUCGCCUUUUAACACAUUGCAGAAGGAGGAUCUACGUUCUAAAGAAGCCGGUUUCAGAAAUAAUGCUGCUCUUCAUUAUACAGACAGUCUCUAUUCGAAUUCGAAUCUUUCCAAGAACGAUGAUUUCCUCUCGUGUAACGCACGAAAUGAUAUUAAUGUAGAUAACAAAAAGGAUUGCACCACGUCUGGCCAAGAUUGUACGAAUUUCGAAACGAACGACUCUAAGAAACCAGUAAUCGAAACAACGUCGAUGUAUGAUGAAAAAUUGCCUAACUCUUUAACGGAGUACACCGGAUGUUAUAAGAAUGUGGAUCUAUGCAGGCAGGAUAGUUUUGGUUCUGACAGCGCGGUCGGUACCAUGAGAAGUAAUUUCUUUGCAGACUUAGAUUUCGUUCAAUUAAGAGACGGCAGGCACACACCGGAUUUGUGCCACACACCCGAACGAUGUUGCAGCCCUAAUCGGGCUGCAUCGCCAAUAGAGAGUACAGCUUUAACAGCAAUAAAUGUAUUAAUGCCGGAAACAAGAUAUGUAUUUGAAGAAGGAGGACUGGGCAACGCGCACAUUGUUCUUUACAUUGCACGACUUGUUGAAAGGCGGACGAGAAUUGCCUACAAGAAUGGCCAUAAUUUUGCCAUUAACAGUAAGAAGUAUUGCUAAAAAAAUAUUCCUGACAUCCGAAAAUCUGCAGAUUGACUUUUUUUGCUGUUCUUGGGGCGGAUGUGAUAAAUGGCGAGAGAAAGUCUUUUCGGAGGGAUGA
Messenger RNA from Heterotrigona itama, 6029 nucleotides. Lineage: Eukaryota; Metazoa; Arthropoda; Insecta; Hymenoptera; Apidae. The record is from the annotation of a GenBank genome assembly.